Oryzias melastigma (Indian medaka) is the source of this 2948-nucleotide messenger RNA. RefSeq lists its product as uncharacterized. Bases 190 to 2442 code for a protein of 750 amino acids. Lineage: Eukaryota; Metazoa; Chordata; Actinopteri; Beloniformes; Adrianichthyidae. The transcript is spliced from 13 exons. The record is from RefSeq and is a predicted model, not a curated record.
UAAGGGGGUGAAGAGCAGGUUUAAUACCAAGAAUCCAGAACACAGAGCACUAACUUCCUGUCCUUCAAGAGCAAAUUCCAGUGCUUGGAUGUGAAUCUGGUUGGACCUGUUGUGGGGGCGCCGCCUCCUCCAGCUCUGACAGUAAAGUGACGAUGCAGGCUUUGAUGUGAACAGAGUGAGGACGACAACAUGGAGGCAGGCGCCGCUUUGCUGCUGCUGCUCGCAGUUUUGGGGUCGAGUUCAGCCGAAUUCUAUGGAGACAGCAUCAGUUUCAUGCAGCCUCGUGUGAAAAAAGACGGAACCGUCCAGGUGACCUUCUACCACAGGCAGAACGGCAGAGGCGACUGCACCAACCAGUCGUCCCUCGCCUGUGUGGAUGGAGCUUGCGCUGGCGUGGAUGCAGUCCAGUUCCAGGAGACAGACACGGACGCUACGGGUCAGAACCGGUACUGCCAGACCGAAGACUACGAGAGUGCCACCGUCUUUGCCAAUCAAAGCUCUCUGAGUUUGAGUGACUCAGGCUGCUGCUGGAAAACCAACAUCGAGGGAAAAACCAGCUGGACCUCCAAGGCAGAGCUGGACCUGGGAACCCGAUCGGACUCCCACUCCAUCAACAGCUGCCCCGUGACCACCACUGUGUCCUCUCUGAGGAUUCCUCAGAACUGUUUCACCAGAGUCCGUCUCCUGGCUCACGAUCCAGACGGAGAUGAAGUGAGGUGCCGCUUUGCUGAUGGAGCCACUGCCCCCGCCAACACCAGUCUAGUUGAGAAUACAUGCACCCUGGAAAGCGAUGGCCAGGUUCAGGCUGGUGUGCACGUGUUUGAGGUGAUGGUGGAGGACUUUCCCUCUAAAAACAUCACGCUGACCUACAGAGAUGGGACCUCAGCUCUUCGAGCUGGCUCUGACUCUACUCCUCUUUGCAGAGUGAAGCUGCAGUUUGUCAUUGAGGUCCUCCAGGCAGCGAGCUGUGACUCGCAGCCCACGUUUUUGUCCAGGACGCCCUCGCAUGGAGACGUUCUUCACGCCCCCGUGGGCAAGGCCUUCCACCUUUUGGCAGAAGCCCAGGCCACAUCUCAGAUAACGGACUUCCAGGUCAGCGGCCCCCUGAACAUCAACAAAACCGUCACUCAGGGCACCACGGCAGAGCUGAGCCUGAACUGGACACCACAGAGCUCAGACCUCUACAGAUUUGUGCCAAUCUGCUUCACAGCAGAAACACUGAACAUGCAGUCAGAGAUGAGAUGUGUCGUUGUCAUGGUAACCCAAGCAGCUGCCGUUCAAGGCAAGGCCACAGUUCAAUGCUUUCCCAACAAGAUGAUGGUUAUCCUGGAAAAGGCUUCCAUGCCUGGUAUUGAUAUCAACUUCCUCCAACUGACCGACCCGUCUUGCUCCCUCACGUCCAACGACACUCACAUCAUGGGCUCCAUGUCCUUCAGCACCUGUGGCACCAAACUCGAGGAUAAAGGGGACUACAUGGUUUUCAAAAACCGGAUCAACUCCUAUGUGCUCCCUGGUGAGGUCAUUGUCCGAAGACGCACCAUUAAGAUCGACUUUUCCUGCGAGUUUCCCAAAACCAUCAGCAUCUCUAGCUACUACAACCUCCACAACGCCGACUACAUCUUCACUGAGUCUAGUUUUGGAAGCUUUGGCUACACCUUUGACAUCUACCGUGACGGUAACUUUACAACCAAGGUGGAGCCCAGUGCAUACCCGGUGCAGGUCAAGCUAAUGGACAUGAUUUACAUGGGAAUUCAAGCAAAGUCUGAGCUCCCAAACGUGACUUUGUUUGUUGAGUCAUGCAGAGCCACUCCAGACGACAACCCUGACAAUACUCUCUUUUAUGACCUGAUCCAAAAUGGUUGUUCGAAAGAUCCAACACUUAAAAGCUACUUGGUCGAUCAAAAUUCAUACAACUUUGAAGUCCAGGCCUUCAAAUUCACUGGAAACUACGACCAGGUGUACAUCACCUGUUCCGUCAUCUUGUGCGAACCAGACAAUCCCUUUUCCAGAUGUGCUCAGGGAUGUUUGAAUGAACCCUUCCGCCGACGCAAAAGAGGCCUGAGCAAGGAGACGAGCAGCCAUUACAUCAUCCAGGGACCUCUGCAGUUUGUCAGAUCAGCGGCCCCCAUCAUGGCCGGAGACAUGCUGGAGCCUGAGAUGAGAAAGAUUGAUGUCCCUGCUGCAGUGAACCCUCCAGCAUCUGCUUCAGGGAGUAAACCUGACCCUAGAUCAGACAUCAGAUCAGAAACCAGGCCAGAAACCAGGUCAGGCAGCCACGGUUCUGGAGUCAUGGCGGUCUUCACAUCCAACCUCACCACAGUGGUGUUUGCGACAGCCUUCGUGGUGUCCGUGGUGUUGCUGGUUUUGGUUAUCCGUCACUACAGCAGGAGGAGGACAGCGGAGGACCGCAAAGUUCUCAUCGAAGAAGACCCUCAGAGCUAAACCCAGCAAGAACGCUCAUCCUUCCUCCUUUUCAUAUCAGCCACCCAAUGUGCUAAAAUACAUUCAGAAUUUCAGUCAUGGCUCUACAUCUUUAGAAAGGCUCUGAUUCACGAUAAUCUGUUUUAUUCCCACAUUUAUGGUGGAGUUUAAAGCAACACAGAAAAACUAAUGAUUACAAUCUAUGAUAAAGAAGAGAAGGAUGAGUUUGAUAAUAUAUGCAUUACUCUCAUACAUAUUACUGUCAGCCUGCAUGUUUAUGAAAAUUUAAAAGUGAAGCUAAGUGGGUCACUGAAGGGCAUCUUUAACCCUUUAACACCGGAGCUCCAGUCUUUAUGUUCUUUAAUUAACUGUAAAUUUAAAUUUUUAACAGAAUCUACUGGAAUUAUGUUGAUCAUCAACAUCACCAUCAAAUUCUUUUGUGUAUUUAUGCCUACAAUGACUUGAGAAAUGGGCGGGUAAAUGGGCACUAUCAUGAGUCUUCACAAACAAUAAAAUGCUUCUGGGUU